AUGUUUUGUGAUAAAUUCCUCCUCCACUUUUGUCUGUCCCUUUUAACCAUCAUCUGGCACGACGUACACGGCAGGGAAGGCAAUGUGGUUCAAAUGGUAGUCGACGCGGUUCGCUGGGGUACGCCAGAGGGAGAAGCCACCACAGGGAGACACAAGACAGUCACGAGGGAUGAGAAGGAGCGUCACGCUGACAGCAUGAACACGAUGGAGACGCCCACAUGGGACAGGGACGCCGCAUCACAAGGAGAGGAAACCCCUUCACAGAACAUACCAACUGAAGCAAAAAGCAAUCACAAAAACAACAUCGACACGAUUGUAAAUGAAUAUUAUACAAACGUGCUCAUACCAAGCGAAUGUAACGCUCGAGCCAAGAUGGAAGAAGAAAAAAAAAAAAUGUCAUUCAUCACAAAAAUUAAAAAUUUGUUCAUACAAAAAGAGAAAACGAAAGAAGACAAUCCAGCAACACUGACUGAAUACAUAUUUCAAAAAAAUAAACAAAUAUGGGACCUAGAACAGGAGAGCGCAAGCACACACACAAUAAAAAAUAUUUACAAGCACCUUUUCUGGGCCACUGCUUAUGUCCUAUUAAACGUGGUCAUCAUCCCGUUCAUAUCGUAUUUUUACCUGUACAAAAGGUGUAAGGACACUAUUAUGCACGAGUAUAAAAAUAAUACAGACAGACGCAUUGUCCCUUACGACUAUGACUUCUCUGCUAAGAGACCUCGUAUAAACAUUUCAGGCAGGACUUUCCGCAACUGCAAGUAUCAUGGUCCGCACAAGGGCAGCAACUUUUGCUUUCUCUUCGGGAUGCUCCACGGGGCCCCUUACGCGAUUGUGAAGUUAUGA
Messenger RNA from Plasmodium fragile, 846 nucleotides. RefSeq lists its product as uncharacterized. The coding region runs from base 1 to 846 and encodes 281 amino acids. The record is from RefSeq and is a predicted model, not a curated record. NCBI's taxonomy places the organism in Eukaryota, Apicomplexa, Aconoidasida, Haemosporida, Plasmodiidae. The transcript is spliced from 2 exons.